Molecule: messenger RNA, 1428 nt
Organism: Hydra vulgaris (swiftwater hydra)
Lineage: Eukaryota; Metazoa; Cnidaria; Hydrozoa; Anthoathecata; Hydridae
Product: zinc finger BED domain-containing protein 4-like
Source: RefSeq, a predicted model, not a curated record
AUGUUACAAUCUACAAUUCCAAACUGGGUUCAAGCUUCUUCAAAAAUUGACUCUAAUUCUGAAAAUAGCCAAAAAUUUCACAAGUCAAUUUUUGAAAUGAUGAUUCUUGACCUCCAACCAUGGUCUAUUGUCAAUGAUGCUGGAUUUUUGAGGCACCAUGCUCUUAUUGCUCCAAAUUACGAAAUUGCUAGCGAAAAAUACUACAGAAGUUUACUGGAUCCGACUUACGAAAAAAUUAAAGUUGCUCUCAAGGAAAAGCUGGUUCAAUCAGAAGCUGAAAAUGUGUCUGACUGCCUUGAUGCAUGGUCAUCAUUUCAUCAUGGCUAUCUGGGAAUGACUGUUCACUUUAUUUCCAAAGACUGGAACCGUGUCAAAUUCUGCAUCUCUUGUUCUCCAUUUGAUGAAAGUCAUACUGCAAAAAAUAUUUUCAAAGAGAUCAAAGCAGCAGCAGAGGAAUGGGAAAUUUCUUCAAAAAUUGGAGUUUGCUUAAGAGACAACGCAGCAAAUGUAAAAGCAGCCUUCAAUGAGCCAAGCUAUCCUACCAUCAACGAACUGAUUGAAAAGAGUCGAAAACUUUGUUCUUACACAUCCCAUUCUAUUGGUUUCUACACUGAACUUUACAGACAGCAAGAAAUCCAAAUGGAUAGAAAAGACAGACUUGGCUUAAAAAACGAUGUUGCCACAAGAUGGAACUCUACCUAUUACAUGCUUGAGCGAAUUUUACACCUGAAACCAGCCAUUGCUGCAACCUUACUCAAAUUUCCUUCUGUGGGAAUUGAAUUUUCCGUCCAAGAUUGGAGCCUCUAUGAAAAAGUGGUGAGGAUUUUAAGUGUUUUUGAGGAGGCAACAAAAAUGUUGUCAGGUAGUGAUUCUUGUAUCAGUUCCUGCAUUCCAAUUGUGACAACAAUAAUUAAAGCUUUGGAAACAACCUCCGACGACGUCAGUGUUCAGAAAUUGAAAAUAGCUAUGAAAAAUGCAAUGGAAAAACGUUUUUCAGCAAUUGAAAAAACAGAACAUUAUUCAGUUGCUACUUUACUUAAUCCAAAAUACAAAUGGUAUUUUUUCCGAUCUCAAGCUGCUUUGCAAAAUGCCAAACACAUUGUCAUGUCCCAAAUGGAGAAUUUUGAACCUCUUGAAGAUAAAUUGGCUCCUGUUACUCAAAUUCCAUCUGGUGACAAUGAAAAAAACACGGCAUUCUCGCACAUAAUGUCAAAAAUUAUUGUACAGUCUCAAACAGGACCAAAUGAGCAUUCAUCUUCCAAAAUGACGAGGGAAGUGUUGAAGGAUUUUUUGGAUUGUCCAAUGGCUUCUCAUUGCCUAGAAUUUUGGAAAAACUAUGAAAAAAAUGCGACUAGCAAAAUCAAGUUAGCAUUGACUAAGGUGGCAAAAAAGUACCUCACACCACCCCCAACAUCCACAGAUGUUUAA